CAUGGUACGGGCACAUUAGUUCGGUGUUAGGCAUUGAGUAGGACAGUUUGCUUUUGCAUUCCGAUCAUGAAGCAUACAUGCGUUUUGUUAUUCUUGGCGAUCGGUUGUUUCGGGUCGUUUGUGACUGCAAAGAAAGAUGAGUCCCAGAACGGACCAUUGCUUGAUAGGUUGCUGCGCUACCGUAGGCAGAGCGGGGGAGUAAACUACGGCUUUCCCACGUUUCCCACUUUUCCACCUCAACCGCAGUUUCCUAACUUUGUACCUGGAGGAGCAGGAGGAAGUAAUGGAUUGGGAUCACGUGGCGAUUGGUUGGAUUUUAUGCCAGAUACCUCUCAGAUCAAGGGCAAUCAAGUAUGGACGACGAAGAGUUGUGUCUAUGAUGAAAAGGGAAAGGAAAAGUGCGUAGAACAGCAUGGUGAUAAGCCGAAAAACUAGACGUGAAUGCAGCUUGAUAAUGAAUAAAUAAAUUUCCUUCUGCUGAUAAUGCUAUUAUUUAAAAUUUUGGGAUUUUUGUUUCGGUAUAAUAAAAGAUUUAAUUUGUUUCAA
Messenger RNA from Anopheles funestus (African malaria mosquito), 546 nucleotides. RefSeq lists its product as uncharacterized. The record is from RefSeq and is a predicted model, not a curated record. Lineage: Eukaryota; Metazoa; Arthropoda; Insecta; Diptera; Culicidae. The coding region runs from base 67 to 435 and encodes 122 amino acids. The transcript is spliced from 3 exons.